Messenger RNA from Eremothecium gossypii ATCC 10895, 1560 nucleotides. RefSeq names its product AER418Cp. Gene Ontology annotation, molecular function: fatty acyl-CoA hydrolase activity. Bases 1 to 1560 code for a protein of 519 amino acids. The record is from RefSeq and is marked provisional. Gene Ontology annotation, cellular component: mitochondrion. Gene Ontology annotation, biological process: acyl-CoA metabolic process. NCBI's taxonomy places the organism in Eukaryota, Fungi, Ascomycota, Saccharomycetes, Saccharomycetales, Saccharomycetaceae. The transcript has a single exon.
AUGCUAUCAGUAUUGAGAAACGCCGGCAGGCCUGCCGGACGCGGGCGAGUUUUUGGGAGCAGGGGCCUUUUCGCAGGGAUGGUCUCAAGAAAAAAUGGCGCCGCAGACGAGCGCGCACAGCGUGCGGCCAGUCAGCCCGACGGACAAGCGACGGCGCUGAACGACGAGUUUGAAUUUUCCAAGCUGCUGUGGGCCGGGCGUCCGGUGCAGGGCGAGGGGUUCCGGGCGACGUGGGUCAACGCGCUGGCAGAGCGGCAGAAGCAGCUGGCGGCGGGCAAAGUGAUUGACUCGUACAUGUACAACAGCGUCAAGUCGACGGAGGUCGGGGAGAAGACGCGGGCGGAGUCGUUCUCGUACCUGGUCCUGCCGUUCAAGGACGACCCAGCGACGGCGGACUUCUACGUGAACGCGGCCGGGCGGAUGCGAAUGGGGCAGAUCUUCCAGGACCUGGACGCGCUGGCGGGGCGGAUCGCGUACCGGCACACGGCGCCAGCGGAGCCGGUGAUCGUGACUGCGUCGGUGGACCGGAUCUACCUGCUGAAGCGGUUGGGGCAGAUUACGGACUACAACGUGGUGCUGUACGGGAGCGUGGUCUGGACGGGGCGGUCGUCGAUGGAGAUCUCGAUCAAGGCUGCAGCGCUGGACGGGGCGGUGCCGGAGAAGGUGAGCGGCUCGACGAUGGACGAGCGCGACGUUUUUCUGACGGCUUCGUUCACGUUUGUGGCGCGGAACCCGGAGACGCACCGCUCGCUGGCGAUCAACAAGUUGCUACCGCAGAACCAGCAGGAGUGGGUGGAGUUCCGGCGCGCGGAGAGCCACAACAGCGCGAAGAAGCUACAGGCGCAGAGCGAGAGUCUAGAGACGAACCCGCCUACCGCGGAGGAGUCGCGGAUGAUCCACGGGUUGUGGCGCGCGUCGCGCGCGACGCCGCGCGAGCUGCGUCCGCGCGGCGUGGUGUCGAUGCAGGACACGAACCUGAAGUCGACGAUGUUCAUGCAGCCGCAAUACCGGAACCGACACUCGUACAUGAUCUUCGGCGGUUACCUGAUGCGGCAGACAUUUGAGCUGGCGUACUGCGCGGCGUCAUCGAUCUCGCACUCUCUGCCGCGGUUCGUAUCGCUGGACUCCACCACCUUCCGCGCGCCAGUGCCGGUCGGCUCGAUCCUGCACAUGGACGCGACGGUCGUGUACACAGAGCACAUCCGUGGUGGACCAGACGGGGCCACGCCGGCGGCGGACGCGCUGGUGGACUACCAGCCUACAGCUGUGAACAAGCUGUCUGAGAAUAAGGACGACUUUCUGUCGUGUCCUGGCACGCUGGUGCAGGUCAAGGUGGACACGGUCGUCCAGGAGCUGGCGUCGGAGCACAAGUCGAAGUCGGGGUCGUUCAUCUUCUCCUUCUUCGCACCCGCCCAGCAGGACGGCAGUGACUCGGACGCGCGCUUUGUGUCCGUCGUGCCCGAGACCUAUUCGGAGAUGAUCAACUACGUCGAGGGCAGAAGACGUGCGGUGAACACUGCUAUGUACGCCUCGAGAGUGAAGCGCCAGAGUAAGUUAUGA